Messenger RNA from Osmia bicornis bicornis, 786 nucleotides. RefSeq lists its product as uncharacterized. Gene Ontology annotation, biological process: regulation of transcription by RNA polymerase II. The transcript is spliced from 2 exons. The coding region runs from base 1 to 786 and encodes 261 amino acids. Gene Ontology annotation, molecular function: DNA binding. The record is from RefSeq and is a predicted model, not a curated record. Gene Ontology annotation, cellular component: transcription regulator complex; nucleus. NCBI's taxonomy places the organism in Eukaryota, Metazoa, Arthropoda, Insecta, Hymenoptera, Megachilidae.
AUGCAGAACGAAAAAUUGAUAGAAAUAGUGAGGCAUUAUACUUUUGUGUAUAAUCAGGAAGAAAAAAAUUAUAGUGACAACUACAAAAAGGAUGCUGCCUGGAAGGAGAUAGGAGAAAUUUUAAAUCAACCAGCUAAUGAAUGCAAAAAACAUUGGAACAAUUUACGAGAUUGUUAUCGCAGAUCAUUAAAAAGGAAAAAUGAUACAAAAAGUGGACAAGCCGCAAAUAAGGUAAAGAAGUGGAAAUAUGAAGACGAAAUGUCAUUUUUGACAAAGUAUAUGAAGGAACGAGAAACCGUUACAUCAAUACAAAUCAAUGUCAGUGAGGAAUCAAACCAAGAUGUAGAUGACACAACCACAAUAGAAGACAAUAGCAAUUUCAUAGAAACACCAGCACCUUCUCAAGCUAGCCAUACAUCAACACAAUUCCGCAAAAAAAAAAGAAAAAGAACGGGAACAGCCUCAGACAGUUUAAUGAAUUAUAUUUUAAAUAAUACUAAAGAAGAAAAAGCUAUGGACGAAAUAGAUUUAUUUUUCAAAAGUACAGCUUUAACUGUAAAAGAACUAACUCCAUACAAUCAGAUAAUUGCCAAAACCCGCAUUUCUUCUAUAAUUAGUGAAUUACAAUUACAAGAGCUUUCAAAUAUAAAUUGCCAUCAUUUUUCAUCACAGUCAUUAAGUUCAACACCCACACCAUCACCAUGUACAAUAGAACCAUUACAACCAACUCAUCCACAAAAACCAAACACGAUAUGUACUGCGUCAAAUUUUUAUACAAACAUUUAA